UGUCCUUCCCUGCCCACAGCAGAGACAGUUCUGGGUGAAACAGCUUUACAGUUUCACUAUUUACUGUAUUCCCUGGUACUCACUGGUUCUCACCAUCAAACCUGAAAGAUCAUUCCCUGCUCGGAGUUGAAAAUUGUGCCUUACCCAGCAGUCACCAUCCCCUCACACCCUCUGUCCUACCCAGGCACAGCCACAACAUUUAAGCCACUGUCAAUGCUACAACCAUUGAAGAUGGCAGACAAACACCCAUCAGGGAAGAUCAAGAUGUAUUGAGCCUCUGCAGGCACCCAAGUGUCCCCACCUACUUCAGAAUUUGUAGCAUUCAGCCUGCAGCGUUGUCUGCAGAAAAUGUGGUAAAAGGACAAGAAUAAAUAAACACAUUUGGCUCGUGGGUGAGAUGGUUUUAUACCUGAAAUGUGCACCAUUAAGUACUUGACAGGGAAGAUUAUCACAGACAUCCACAAGGCAUAAUGGCAAUCCUUGCUCCUGGUGGCUGGUGGCUCUGGAAGAAAUGUAAUGGAUGAGGAAAUUAGUGUCACUUUUACUCAGAUUUCUCUCCUAAGACCUCUGAUGUGCAUUUUCAGGGGGGUUCUCCUUUUUCUCCUGACAUUUGCAAGGCUCAUUUAUCUGUUACCCAUCAGUACGGUAAUCCGCGCUUUCAUUUCCAGCCUUCUGCUGCUGCGUAUAUAAAAAAAAAAAACCAUCCAGAGGUGAAACACUCGUUGCUUUUCAGGAUUUUAUAUUCUGCUGGAUAAUCCUUAACUCAAAAACACGUAGCUCUGCGGAGAAGCCUGGCUCUGGGCCCAUCCCUUGUGCUUGCCAUGGGGCACACGGGGCGAGCCCCCGUCCCUCUGCGCUCUGAGUCCUCCGGCUCUCCCGGCCGUGCGAAAGAGUUUGGCAGAGUUGCUAUGACGACCCUGCCAAUACAGCCGGCAGCACCCAGCCAGCACGGAGCACAGCCAGGAACAAUAUGCCCAUUGUAAAAUACCCCAGGGCUACAGAGCCUCUCUGGCAUGAAUGGGACAGGAAAGCACAGAAAUGUGGAUUAAGACACACAGUCUAUGCUGUAAAUGGGGAUCAUUAUACUGGAGAAUGGCUCAACAACUUGAAACAUGGUAAAGGCACCCAGGUAUGGAAACACACCGGAGCUAUUUAUAGUGGUGACUGGAAGUUUGGGAAGCGUGAUGGUUAUGGCUCGUACAGCAUUCGUGACUCUGCAACCAAGGAAUACAAGAAGGUCUACACAGGCUGGUGGAAAAACGACCAAAAAUGUGGCUACGGGGCGACGUCCUACCCCAGCGGGGAGCGCUACGAGGGCGAGUGGAGCGGUGGGCUGCGGAGCGGCUGGGGACGGAUGUACUACCGGGACGGCUCCGUCUACGAGGGGCAGUGGCUGGAGGACCAGCCCGGCGGGCAGGGCAUGCUGCGGCUGCCAAAUGAAAAUCGUUACGAAGGAAGUUGGGAAGAUGGAAAGAAGCACGGCCCAGGGAGAUUCUUCUACUUGGAUAAGGGGCAGUUGUUUGAAGGUAUCUGGGCAGCAGAUUUACCAAAAUGUGGAAUUCUGAUUGACUUUGGCAGAGACGAAGCUCCUGCCCCUACUCAGUACCCAAUCCCAAAGAUUGAACUAGCUGAUCCAGAUGGUGUUUUAGCAGAGGCCCAGGCGAUGUUUGAUGACAGCCAAAAUUAAUAACCGGAUGCUGAAGGAAAAAAAAAAAAAAAAAAAAAAAAAAAAGAUGCAAGAUAAGAACAUGAUCCUGGGUUACUUAUUCGAGUCUCAAAUCCACACUGUGGCGUAUCGUAUUGUGGUCUGCCUCGCCUUCCCCUCAAGGCUGCUCACGUAGGCUUCACCCUGCGGGUGGCUUUGCUCAGAGGCCUCCUCCCACCCCCCAGUAUUUUGGGGAAAAAAAAAAACCAAACAAAAAAAACUAAAAAGCAAAAUGCUGGAAGAGAGGCAGUGACUCGCUGCCCUGCUCCCCUAACUUAUUCCUCUUGUAAAGAAAUCACAUGCCUGCUGGUCUGAAGGCCUUUCACACUGCCGCAGAGAAGCUGCAGGGUUUCUGUUACACACUGUAAAAGCAAAGCUCUGGAAAAGUACAAAUCAUCCUCCUCCCCCACCCCACUCCCCAAACCUACCUGUGCCCCUAGAUGCUUUUGACGUUGUAACAGAUCACCUUUCUCUAUUUUUAUUAAUACAACUCCACUGUGUACAUUUUCCAUAACGUGAUGCUGAUUCUCCUCCGUAUCCCCUGGGAGCGCAGAGGACGGGAUCCCCCCAGCUCUGCUCCCUGCCCAGCCCGUGCCCCCAAGGGCACUGCUU
Molecule: messenger RNA, 2317 nt
Organism: Athene cunicularia (burrowing owl)
Lineage: Eukaryota; Metazoa; Chordata; Aves; Strigiformes; Strigidae
Gene: MORN3
Product: MORN repeat containing 3
Exons: 6
Coding region: 971-1687 (238 amino acids)
Source: RefSeq, a predicted model, not a curated record